AUGAGUGACGUUUAUGUCGUUAUACAUCUUGCAACCACCUGCGAUGAUUCUUCUUCGAACGCCUCUUAUGUGAAUAAAGAUUCCACUGAAUUAAUUGAAUUUGCAUGGUGUUUAGUCGAUGCAAGAAGUCUCGAAGUCUCUCAUGAAAAUUCUGUUUUGGUCAAACCAGUUAACACUCCCAUAACUUUAUAUUGUUCUCAAAUUAAUCGGAUCUCUUGGGAACAUGUUCGUGAUGCUAGUUCUUUUAGGGAUGCUAUCAACCAGUUCGAUAAAUUCAUGCAAGAAGAAGUUAUUAGUAAAAAUAAAGAAUUCAGUUUGGUCACUAUUAAUGCUACCACAUUAAGAGUUCAAUUACCAAGAGAAGCAAGAGAUAAAGCAGUGGUUUUACCUCCCUACUUACAACAUCCAAGAGUUUUUGAUUUAACUAAUGAAUAUUCAAAAUGGCAGCUGACCCAUCCGGAAGCUCUUUCUUAUACUGCAACCUCUUUAUCUAACAUUAUCACUGCUUUACAAGUAGAAUUAGAUAACUUGGAUGACUUACCGGUUAUUGAACUGUUAACUUCUAAUUCUCCUCCUCCUAUUAUUCCUCUUGCUUCUUCUUCUGAACCUAGAUCAAAAUCAACCGUUAGUUUAAGUGCUAAAGUAUUAAUUCAAUUAAUCAAAAAAUCAUUACCCAUCGACGAACAUCAAUCAGUUUUGACUAAACCUUAUGAUUCUGCUCAGGAUGCAAGAAUUUUUUUGGCUGAACGUUCCAAAAUUUUAUAUCUUUCCAAUUUACCUUCUGAUACUACUCAAUCAGAAUUAGAAUCUUGGUUUACUCAAUAUGGAGGUAGACCAAUUGCCUUUUGGACUUUGAAAAAUCUAGAAGUUUCAAAUAAUAAUAAUAAUAAUAAUGGUAAUGUUAACAACACCAAUAAUAAUAACCCUGGAGGGAAUAAAUUUUUCAAUAAAAAAUCUAAAGGAAUUUCGGGUUUUGCAGUUUUUUCAAAACAUGAAGAAGCUGCAGAAUCAUUGUCCAUGAAUGGUAGAGUUCUCAAUGAUCGCGCAAUUGAAGUUCAAGCUUCAUCAACCAGGGUUUUGGAUAAAGCUAAUGACUUGUUAACUCCUUUCCCUCCUCUGAAAAAUAGACCUAGACCAGGAGACUGGACUUGUCCAUCUUGUGGGUUUUCAAAUUUCCAAAGAAGAACCGCUUGUUUUAGAUGCUCAUUCCCGGCUACUAGUGCUGUUACAAUUCAAGAAACAAUCCAACUUCAUAAUCAUGGACAUGGAUUACAUCAUAAUAACCAUGGUUACCAUCAUAAUCAUAGCCAAAGCCAUGGUGGUAAUGGCCCUAACAUGAUGAAUGGUAAUCAUAGCGGUGGAUCAAGGUACGGGAACAAUGUACCAUUUAGAGCAGGUGAUUGGAAGUGUUCAAAUGAAAAUUGUCAAUAUCAUAAUUUUGCUAAAAACCUUUGCUGUUUAAAAUGUGGUGGUGCAAAACCA
Molecule: messenger RNA, 1482 nt
Organism: Hyphopichia burtonii NRRL Y-1933
Lineage: Eukaryota; Fungi; Ascomycota; Pichiomycetes; Serinales; Debaryomycetaceae
Gene: NRP1
Product: Nrp1p
Exons: 3
Molecular function (GO): 3'-5'-RNA exonuclease activity; RNA binding
Source: RefSeq, a predicted model, not a curated record